Messenger RNA from Caenorhabditis elegans, 1077 nucleotides. RefSeq lists its product as uncharacterized. NCBI's taxonomy places the organism in Eukaryota, Metazoa, Nematoda, Chromadorea, Rhabditida, Rhabditidae. The coding region runs from base 36 to 890 and encodes 284 amino acids. The transcript has 5 exons. The record is from RefSeq and is marked reviewed.
CUAUUACUAUUAUAUUGUGUUCACUUCUUAUUCAUAUGAAACUUUUCCAAGUUCUUCUCAGUUGUACUAUUAUUCUACAAUUCUCAACUCUAGAGUACUCCCGCUUUGGAAAAGUUAUUGAAGUUCAUUUUGAGAUAAUUGAUGUUAAAACUGGACGGCAGGAAUUCCAAUUUUCGAACAAAGCAGAUGCUAGAACUUUCAGACAAAUUGCUCAUGCAAAAGCAUUGAUGAUUCUUUACUGGCAGCAAGUUGCCGAGGCUGAGCACAGAGUUUCAGAAAAUUUAAAUUUAAAAUUAACAGUCAGAUGGAUGAACUGCUCUGUUCUGGAUAUGUACGCAAACCGGCUGCCCAUGGAGAGAUAUACAGUUUCCGAGAAAAAUCGAGAGAUCCAUCUGCUCGAUUUCGAUUGUGUACCUGAUGACCUACGAGCUUGGUGCACUGAGGAUCCCGGUAGGGAUAUCCAUGUUUUAUAUGUUUUGGAGAAGCAGUUUGGACACGUUGUUGAGAUGAAGUUCAUCUGUGAUCCGGCAAUUGUUAAAGACCAAGUUGAAAAUUAUGUUUUAUUGAUUUAUGGAUUCAUUGCAGCUGCUCUUAUUUUGGUAUCACUUUGUGUUGUCAGUAGAGCGCGAAAAAGGCGAAAACCCAACGUUUCAAUAUCGAAUAUCUCGGAGCACAGAGAAAAGGCAAACUUUUUACCUGUUCCGGAGCAUUUUCAGCAAAAACCAGAAGAAAAUGGAAUGAUGGUUUCACGGGUUUUGGAAUCGGAAGUCAGGAUAUCAUGGCCUACAGUUCAAUUUUUCAAGUACGCGGAACAAAGUCAAACGAAUCAAACAGUUAAUGAUGCCGAAAGUUCUAUAUCAACCCCCAAAAGAGAUCAGGAACAAAAUUAAAUUCUGAAAUUUCAAUAAAACAUUCGCAUUUUCCCGAUUCCACUGUCACGUGGAUUCAUCCGGAUCAGUAUAUAAUAUUUCUGCUCACUUAAGUCUCUCCCGAUUUUAACUAAAUUCUUGAUUUUUGAAUUCAUUUUCGAAAUAUUUUCAGAUUUUCCUUCAAAAUGGCAAGAAAUAAAUUUACGAU